AGAAUUUUUGUCUUCGUACCACAUGUUACCACUUUGCUACUACUAUGUACCAGUUUUGUUUUUUACUUGAAUUUUGAAAAUUUUUGCGUAAAAGAAACAAGUUCAUUAUGAUCUAUUUGAAAUUUUCGACUAUCUCCACCAGUUUGUCCCAUUUGAUUUCUAGAAAUUAUCAAAAUAUGAAAACAUUACUGUUCAUGAAGUUCAUUCUGUGCAUUUAAUUUUUACGUUGUAUCCAUGCUAAGUAAAAUCCUAACCACAUCAAUGAGUGAUUUUUUCUAGAUGGUCAAUUUAAGAUUUCAGAACAAAUAUUUAAAGUAUGGAGACCGUAACAAGUUUUAUUCAAAUUGGACCAUAUUAAUGCUUCAUCAUUGUUGUAGAUUCCUAGGCCUUAUCCUCAUAAAGUACCACUCAUAGAUUACCAAAAGGAGUUUGAUCUUUGGGUCAUAAAGCUUCCAUCAGCGGAUACUGCAGUUGUAAGUAGAACGCUUGCAACGUUAAGAAAUGCUGAAGAUGGGCUCUGAGUGCUUGAUAGUCGUCUUUCGAUUCAUUGUUCUAGGCUUGUUCGUUGCGCUCUUGGGUAGAAGUUCUAUUGGAAGGUGGCUAUUCCUAAACUUUUCAUCAUUUUCCAGCCUUGGAUGGUUCAGUAAGAAUGGUCCUUCCGAGGAUGAGGUCGCGAGCGCUUCGUUCAAUAUGUGGUUCGUUGGACGUGGAUACAGUGACUCGAGGAUGUCGGCAAAUGCUGGAGACAAGGAGGUCGAUGCAGAGAUCAUAACAAGAAUUAUGGAUCCCGAUGCGGGCUAUUUGACGACUCCUAUUAUCUUGCUACAAUGUGCUUUGAUCGUUCUAGGUCAACGUGACAGUCUGCCUAAAGGAGUUCUCACUCCUAGGAUUGUGUUUGGCUCGAUGGAUCUCCAAGAACGACUCCAGCAAAAUGUGAUUUUUUAAUGUCAUUUCAAGGAGAAUUGGCUCUACUAAAUGAUGGGUGCUCUAAUUGAACCUUUGGUCAUGUGAGAAAUUGGUUUAUCUCUAAGUUUGGUCUUUUCCACUUUUAGUAAUCUGAAUAGGUUGACAAGAGUGUAACGUGUUGGAGUUUGUUUUAGAUUUGUAUUUCAUGAAUUAUUCCAUCUUGAACAAUCACGAGGGUCGGUAUGGAGUCCAUCUCCAUUUGUCGUUAAUGGUGUUAAUAAGACCUCUGAUUCUGUUAAGAAAAUGAACAAAAAUGAGUAUAGUGGUCCAUCAGACAUUCUAAUUAUAGCUAGAGUUGUCAUUAUAAACCAAAGUGCAUAUACCUAUCACAAGGGUCAAAGUUUUAGCUAUACAGAUAUACUUUGUCUGGUUAAAGAUUAAAUGUCUUGGAUUCCACGUGUUGGCUAAUGAGAGGAAGCAUCCCGAGAAAAGAUAGUAUAAUAACACCUAUAGUGUUUAACUAGCAAUUUGCCCGGCCAGUUGGCCAGGUUUGGGUAUUCUAUACUACACGGCUAAGCGUCAGUCUGAAUUAACCAUAAUCAACUUAAUUUUAAUAAUGAGAUACCCUACACGUGAUUUUUCAUUUGAAACCCUAAUAAAACAUGAAGUCCGUUUACCUCCUCCCCUUUGAACGUCAAGCUACUUUGACAUGCAUUCCAUUCAUUCUCCAAUCGCCCACAUGGAUCAAAGUGUAAUUUGUACCGUGUUGAACUCAUUGGUUGAUUGGGUAGCCCGUAAUGCUAGGUUGAAUUUUAAACCUUGUAAUGAAUUGUUGUUAUUGAUAAUGAUUUUGUAAAAUAUCAUAAAAUGUUGUAGAAAACGUUGUUAAUAAUGAUGACUGUACAUUGCUAAUAUUAUACAUCGGAUAAAUGUUGAUAAUUCUUAACUUUUAGAUUAAUUAAGGAUCUGAACCCCGCCCUUGAACAAUACGUGCUCACUCCUCUGUUUCCGCCUGACCACCAUGUCCGUUGUCCCCCCAACUCAAUUGAUAAAUUUCAAGAAUAUGGAAGAAAGCUGCCAAAAACUAGGGGUGGCAGUUGAUUAUUUCGAUUAUAACCGGUAAUCGAUCGGCCGGUUAUCGGUUAAUCAAAAUAACCACUUUCUUUAUCGAAAAUUGACCGAAAUAGUCUUCGGUUUCUCGAUUAUCACGGUUGUCGGUUAACCAAACCACUUUUAAGACCAAAAACCAUUUGUCCAGCCUCCGAUAACUGACCGAAGUUCGAUUAUUUCGGUUAUUUAACCUGGCCGGUUAACCGAAAACUGGUAACCGAACGGCCACCCCAACCAAAAACAUAAAACAUUGAGAACAGGAACACGAGCCAUGCAGAAAUCUAAUGGUGGCGCGGAUCUAGAGAUCAAAUCAAAACAAUUAGCAGGGGCAUAGUGGUGGCCAGUAAAGUGAUCUGUUAGGAAUAGGAAGGCUUUCAGUACGAGUCUUCCAAAACGACGAACAACUCACUGUCACUGAUCACUCUGUUUCCGCCCAAUUAAUAAAUGUACUGCCGUACU
Molecule: messenger RNA, 2475 nt
Organism: Linum trigynum
Lineage: Eukaryota; Viridiplantae; Streptophyta; Magnoliopsida; Malpighiales; Linaceae
Source: the annotation of a GenBank genome assembly